AUGGCAUUGCAGACAAGCGGAGGAAAUGAUCAGAGGGGUUCCGUAAAGCUGGACAUGGAAAGCCAGCUUGAGCAAAAAACUGCAUAUAUACACCAUUACAGACAUGCGUGGGAAGAAAACAGAAGUGGAGAAGAAUUGUUGCCUCAUAUGCUUCGGAAGCUUGACCAAAGUAAACAGUUUUUCCACCAGAAAGAUCUCGACAGCAAUGCUAACACGUCUUUUUUCUCCACCACUCACACCGCGCAAGUGCCAAUUCCCGAUGACUGUGUCCGCACAAUCUUGAAGUCCCAUCUCGAUGAUUGUGCUCUCGACCAGUGCCCGUUUGUCUGCCCAUGGCAUUCUAUCCGGAAGCCUCAGCCGGGCAGAGUAUGA
Striga asiatica is the source of this 372-nucleotide messenger RNA. Lineage: Eukaryota; Viridiplantae; Streptophyta; Magnoliopsida; Lamiales; Orobanchaceae. The record is from the annotation of a GenBank genome assembly.